Molecule: messenger RNA, 1422 nt
Organism: Umbelopsis ramanniana AG
Lineage: Eukaryota; Fungi; Mucoromycota; Umbelopsidomycetes; Umbelopsidales; Umbelopsidaceae
Exons: 6
Coding region: 263-1318 (351 amino acids)
Biological process (GO): ceramide biosynthetic process
Cellular component (GO): membrane
Molecular function (GO): sphingosine N-acyltransferase activity
Source: RefSeq, a predicted model, not a curated record
AACUCGUCACAUCACAGCAAAAACUCACAUAGCAAAGUUAGUUAGAGGAUUCCAACUUGCCUCCUCCAUUGUAAACUUUCCUGUUACCCGUCAUUGGCUUUCCUUUCCGUUGGGCCCUUUAUAACAGCAUUCUCCCGGACAGCACCAACAGCUACUUGGAUUAAAGUUAACUGAACUUCACCGGGCCAUCGUUCUCCUUCCUUACAUUCGUUUCGUCUUUUUUUUUUUCUUUUGUUCCAUAUCUUGUCUUAUCUCUGUCCCAAUGGCUGCUGCAGCUCUUCGUCCAUCUCCCAAAAAAGUGGAAAAGCCGCGCACUAAGCAAAUUACCCCGCCAUCAUCCUUAAAAGAAUUCAUCAUUGCUCAUGAAAUCGAUAUUCCUGGGGCUAUUCUGUUAUGUGCGUUAGUAGGAUCAGCAGCUGGCUCACCAGUCGCACGCAAGAUGGUUCAAUUGUCAUACGAAACACAACCUGGAUCGAAUUUAUAUGAUAAAGGAAUGGACGACGCGUAUCUUGUUGCCUUUUGGGUGUUGGCCUUCACGUUUCUGCGUGCGUUCAUUAUGAAGUAUGUAUUUACACCAUUUGCAAAAGCUUAUGGUGCCGACAAUCCAGCGAAACAACUGCGAUUUGCAGAGCAAGGAUGGACAUUCACGUACUCGUCUACUUUCUGGUCCCUUGGCAUGUACAUUAUGUAUCGUAGUCCACACUGGUUCAACCCCGCACAAUUUUGGAUUGACUAUCCUCAUAUCUUGAUCAAUGGAAGAAUGAAGUGGUAUUAUCUGGUGCAGCUAGGCUUUUGGAUUCAGCAAGUCUAUGUGCUGAAUAUCGAGAAGCGUCGCAAGGACCAUUACGCCAUGUUCACCCACCACAUCAUCACCAUCAUCUUGAUUACAUCCAGUUACUGCGUUAAUUUUACACGUAUUGGUAAUGCGGUUUUAUGCUGUAUGGAUCUUGCUGAUAUCCUUCUCUCAUUGGCCAAAAUCCUCAAUUACCUAAAUCUUCGAACCAUUUGCGAUAUUACAUUCGGUCUUUUCGCUCUUGGUUGGCUGGUGACGAGGCACGGCUUUUUUACCAUGAUUAUAUGGUCAACUGCAUUUGAUCCUCACAAGUACAUGGACAUGAAGUGGGAACCUGAGAAUGGAAAAUAUUUUACACCCUUUACACAAAAGAUAUACCUGGGACUAUUUUUAUUGCUCAAUAUGAUCAUGCUGUUCUGGUUCGCCAUGAUCUUAAAAGUCAUUGUCAAGGUUCUGACGGGCGAUAGUGCGACUGACACGCGUAGUGACUCUGAAGACAGCGACGAUGAAGAUAAGCGAAAAUAGUGGAGAUCCUUCUUUAGAAUUUCAAUCUUAUUUUACAAAAAAGAGAAAAACAUGUACAAUAACAACACCUGGUUUUAUUGGCCUUUUUAUACAUAUUUUUGCCU